This is a messenger RNA of Blumeria graminis f. sp. triticale, 1599 nucleotides long. The record is from the annotation of a GenBank genome assembly. Lineage: Eukaryota; Fungi; Ascomycota; Leotiomycetes; Helotiales; Erysiphaceae.
AUGGCGCCAUCAGUCGCAGUAUCAAAUUCCCAGAAUGCCUCAUUUAAGGAUAAGGAAAAGCCAAUGGCAGUACGCGCCGCAAAUAUAUUGGCUGCCAGAGCCGUGGCUGAUGCAGUGCGAACAUCCUUGGGCCCAAGGGGAAUGGACAAGAUGAUCACCACUUCAAAGGGGCAAACAAUUAUCACGAAUGAUGGAAAUACAAUGUUAAAGAGUAUGGCUGUGAUGCACCCCUCAGCCAAAAUGCUCGUCGACCUAUCAGCAGCACAGGAUGUCGAAGCAGGAGAUGGAACAACUUCAGUUGUGGUUAUUGCAGGAAGUUUACUCGGUGCAGCAGAUAGGCUACUUUCUAAGGGUAUACACCCUUCAGUUAUCUCAGAAUCAUUUCAAAGAGCUGCCACUGCAGCCGUACAGGUCCUACACGAUAUGUCCCAUCCAGUCUCAUUGAAUGACACAGCAACUCUUCUACAAGCCGCGACUACUUCGCUUUCAUCUAAAAUUGUCUCGCAACAUUCAAACCUCCUGGCCCCGAUGGCUGUAAAUGCUAUAACAACGACGAUUGACAUCAAAACUGCAGAUAACGCUGACCUUAAAAAUAUUCGAGUAUUGAAAAAGGUUGGAGGUACGAUAGAGGAUAGUGAAAUGGUAGAAGGAUUGGUCCUUAGCCAGCCAGUCGUUAAGAACGGAGGUGGUCCUGCCCGCAUGGAGAAGGCCAAGAUCGGGCUGAUUCAGUUUCAACUCUCCCCACCUAAACCAGAUAUGGAAAAUCAAAUUGUUGUUAAUGAUUACCGACAAAUGGAUAAGAUCCUCAAAGAAGAACGGACCUAUCUACUUAACAUUGUUAAGAAAAUAAAGAAAGCCAAAUGCAAUGUUCUUCUCAUUCAAAAGUCCAUUCUACGAGAUGCUGUCAAUGAACUUUCCCUCCAUUUCCUUGCAAAGCUCAACAUUAUGUGCAUUAAAGACAUUGAACGUGACGAAGUCGAAUUUAUCUGCAAAUCGACUGGGUGCAAACCAAUUGCAGACAUCGAUUCAUUUACCGAAGAUAAGUUGGGCAGUGCUGACUUAAUUGAGGAGGUCCAAUCAAAUGGUAGCAGAUUCGUAAAGGUCACAGGCACCAAAAAUGCAGGAAAAACUGUCAGUAUCGUCUGCAGGGGUGCUAAUUCUCUUAUACUAGAGGAGGCAGAACGUUCGUUACAUGAUGCUCUCUGUGUAAUACGAUGUCUCGUAAAAAAGAAGGCUCUUAUUGCUGGAGGAGGGGCACCGGAAAUCGAGAUUGCCACACAAUUGUCCAAGCAAUCCAGGUCACUUAAAGGAACAGAAGCUAUUUGUUGGAAAGCCUUCGCUGACGCCAUGGAAGUUAUUCCUACUACUCUGGCUGAGAAUGCUGGGCUAGAUAGUAUCAAGGUAGUAACAGAAGCAAGAUUUAAGCACGAAAACGGCGAAAAAAAUGCAGGUGUAAGCAUCAAGAGCGGCGGCGUUAAGGUUGAUAUUGCGGAAGAAAACGUUCUACAACCGCUGCUCGUGAGCACGAGUGCUAUCGAGCUGGCAGCUGAGACGGUCAAAAUGAUAUUGCGGAUCGAUGAUAUAGCCUUAUCAAGAUAA